AUGAUUUUAGUAAUGAUCAACUUUAUAGUAACACUGAUCCUAAUAAUGAAGUUAUAAGUGAACUAGUUGAUACAGAUGUUGAAGAACUUAAGAAUCAAGAUAAUAUAUCUGAAUUAAAGACUGAACUUAUCUUUACAGGAUAG
Messenger RNA from Racocetra persica, 143 nucleotides. The record is from the annotation of a GenBank genome assembly. NCBI's taxonomy places the organism in Eukaryota, Fungi, Glomeromycota, Glomeromycetes, Diversisporales, Gigasporaceae.